Messenger RNA from Vitrella brassicaformis, 5181 nucleotides. Lineage: Eukaryota; Vitrellaceae. The record is from the annotation of a GenBank genome assembly.
CGGAGAAACCGCUGAGGGCAUUAUGUACGGCUUCUACACCAGCAAGCGGCCGCCGCUCAUCGCAGUCAAGGUGAGAUUAGAUCACACGAGAAGAGAGAGAGGGAAGUUCGCCUCACUGCGCUCACAUCACAGCGUGGUGUGGUGUGGUUUGGUGUGCUGCAAUCAGGAAGAUGAGUCUGAGCGGAGAGGAGAGGGUGGCGACAAGGCGGCAGAGCAGGCCGCCGAUGGUGGUGCCAACAGCGGCAAGAAUGACGGCGGCGAGAAGGAGGACAAUGAGAACGAAGACGACGAGGCUGCUGCCCUGUUUGAAGCACUCGCAGCCAACAGGUACCUAGAUGAAUUGACUGACUGACGCUGUGUGUGCUGUCCGCGAUGCAUUGCCUGCAGCACACAGAACACACAGACAGACAGCAGUGAGUGAUCGGUCAUUAUGGUGUUCUGUUGUGUGUGUGCAGGGGUGGUUCAUCCUCCCAUCAUGCCCACCGCGAGUCCUAUGAGUCGUCAGUCCCGGCCGAAGCGCUGACCUCCUUCGCCAGAAGAGAUGCUGGGGUAGGUGACACAAGCCGCCCACAAACCCAUACACACAGACACACACAGACACAGCACACGAGUGACACUGCUGGACUGUUGAACUCGUGUGUGUCUGUUCUGUGUGGCAUCUGUUUGCAGGAGGCGCAGGCAUCGUUUGACCACAUAUCCCUGGCCAUGUCCCACCUGCACAAGAGCACCCCCACACACCUUCUGCCAACAUUGCCAUCAGCGGCACCAUCGGCAUCGCUAUCGUCCACCAGCCGCCCGCCAUCUGCCAUGCCGCAGCACGGCUGGAGGUGGUACUUCGACGCGCUGCCAGCAUUGCUGGGCAGCAGGGCCACGAAUGCCUUCAGACAGACGUACGCUGUUGUUUGAGAGGGAGAGGGAGAGGGAGCGAAAUUUGUGUGUGUGAGGUAUGCUAUGCUUUUUGUUGUUGUGUAAGGUUGGAGGAGCUUGCGCGUGAGCUGAUGCUGCCUGACAGGCGAUUCGCGCUGCGGAUGAAGGACCACAUGGGUGGGGGGAGGGGGUCAUGCCGCAUCGCACCGCACCGCAGAGACACGCUCACACGCACACGUUAGUUAGUUGUCUACACAUCACUGGCUGCAGGUCGGCUGAUGGCCUUGUUGGGGCGGUGUGUCCGGGCCCUCCCGCGACAAGACCUCGUAAGUGAUAUAUAUCACGGCCGUGCACAGCCGUAUGCAUAGCGUAGGUGGAUGGAUGGACGAUCCCGACGGACGGACGAUGUGUGCGCGUCGUGUCGUCAGGAUCUCUUUGGCCUGGUGGUUGCCGCCUACUACAAUAUAUCACUCGACCGAGUGAGUGCAGUGCGGGAGUCACGCACGCACACAAGAAAAGUGCCCCUGCAUCCGAUGCUCAUCGUGUUCGUGUUGCCAGAGCGCCCUGGAGGACCUUUUGAAGGAUGGGGGCCAGGUGGCGCUGCUCUACCUGCUGCACCUCUCCUUCUACCUCCCAUCCGACACAAUGACCACAUCCCCAUCACUGCAUCAACAGCAGCACAGCGGCGGGCCCUCAAUCACCGUCAGCAAAGCAGCGGCGGAGGUACAGUACAGCACCACUCACUCCACCUCUCACAUCCACGCAGGCAGCCACACACACUGUCUGCUCUGCAGGAUUCCCAAGAGUUGAUGGGAUCGCCAUCGCGACAGUCGCAGGACAACGAGAGCAUGGCGGGGGCUGCUGGCGGCAUGGGUAUGCUCAAGCGGCGCAAGACCAAUCCGCUCAAGAGAGAGAGGACCGAGGGCGGCUCCUCAGCAAGCGGAUGCGACUCGCCUGAGUGAGCAAUGAGUUUCAUUCUCCUUCCCCCCAGCCCCAGCCCCAGCCCCAGCCCCACACACAGACACACUCACCCUUCCGCGUGUGUGUGUGCGUGCGUGCGUGUGUGUGUGUGUAGGCUUUACGGGAAGCAGCUGCGAUCGCCUUCCCCCGCCCCAUCUGCAUGCUCGAGUGCGUCGUCACGCUCGCCUCUACGGCACUUCCUCAAGCGCAGCAGAAGCGACAAGACCACCACCAGCAGCGGCGACAAGAGACACACACUCCCACAAUCACACCCACAUAUGGCCAUGACAAACACGAAUCCACUCGAGGUCCGCACACACACACACACACACGGCGAUCUGAUCCAUCUCUCUCUUCAUGUGUGUGUGUGCGUCAGCCGGUUCCUGAGUGUCAGCAUCAGCACCACCCCGCCCCCCCGAUGCAUCCGCGCGUCCGUGCGCUGCUGGCCAAGUGCCGCAAGCCGCGGAGGGGCGACAUGGACUUCUCAUGCGUGGGGGAGGGUGGCAGUGGCAGUGGUACGAGAGAGGUGGUCAUGAUGCUCAUGCAGACCAUUCACAGGGCGCUGCUGCAUCGGCACUACCCCGGCAGUAACACCAGGUCAGGGCGCCCAGGUGCCGCGCCCGACGAUCCACAGGGCACAGGGAGUGCAUGUGGUUCAUUCGUUUGUAUGUUCAGUCCUCACGUAUUGAUGGCCUUCAAGUUCGCCGCCUCUCUGCUGCGCCACUUCUACCCCUUUAUCGUGGACGACAUGCUCACCGCCAUAGCCACACCGCCCAUACCCGACAGCACACGUACGCACACACAUAACACAUACUUGUAAGAGAGCUACACAGACAAACAUCCACACGUGUGUGGGGCCUUCUAACUUUGCAGCAGCAGGGACCGUGAUUAGCACGCGGCUGCCCUUCUGGCUGUCUCUACUGGAGCUGGCCUCAGACAGCGACUUCAUGCACACCAAGGAGAAGCAGGACGCCAUCCACAACCAGAUGCGCACACAGACCCAGGGAGAGGGCUGGGGUGGUGGUGCCGACGAGUCCGUCUUCUCCUCCCUCCUGGACACCUACACAUACGACCCACACGCGCAUGACGGCGGGGCCAUGGCGGCGGCUGCUGGUGGUGGACGUGGUGGUGGCGGUGGCGGUGCUGGUGAUGCUGAUGCCCGAUCCCCCGCAGCUCUUUCUUCAUGUGUCAUUGAGCGAUUGCGGGGGUUCGGCAACCUGCCAUUCGCACAGGUGCGGACCCAUUCACCCACCCACACAUACACACAAGCUGACAUGUACGUCUCUCUCUCUCCCCCCACUCUCUCUCUCUCUCUCUCUUGCGUGUGUGUGUGUGUGUGGUGUGUGUGUGGAAUGCAGCUGUAUUGCAUCAUCUGGGAGGUGGUGUGCCGGUCCAGGUCCGACAGCACCACCAGCACCACCACCAGCAGCAGCAGCAGCAGUGAUGCUCACCCACUGCUCGCCCCGUGCGUCAAGAUCCUCAGCAACCUGACGAUCAAGUCGGCCAGGUGGUGCCACGCACUCAUGGCCAACAUCAACAGAAACAGAGUACUCCCACCGACACACACACAGAGAGGCCCCCUCACCCUAUGGAUGUUAUGGGCAGGUGUCCCAGGUCUUCGCGCAUCAUCGUGAGAAGGCGCGGCAGGUCCUGACUUGUGUGGUUGACGGCCCGUCCCUCGCGCAGUCGCUUGUGGGUCUGCUGGAGGGCCGCGCGGCCAUGGCUGACGUCGACCUGCGCAUCAUGCUCAUGAACUGCCUCAUCAACUUUGCUGACAGGUGGGUGUGUCUGAGGGUGAGAGAGGAUGCACACACCCCCAUGUGUGUGAGUGUGUGUGCGGGUGUUUAGGUGUGCGGCGCACCGCAGCUAUCUGCUCAACUGUCGCGUGACCACUGCGGGCGCUUUUCAAUGGAGCGGCUGGAAGGACGACAUUGAAGAACGGCCACAGCAGCGGGCCGCUGCUGCUGCUGCGGCGGCGGCGGCGGCUGCUGCUGAUGAUGGUGGUGGUUCUGAGCAGCAGCAGCAGCAGCAGCAGCAGGAUCUGCUGACGGCUCUGUGCCGCACACACACGGCCCUCUACGAAGAGCUGUGUGCCAAGGAGGACCUGAUCAUCGACGAGACGCCAUCCAAAGCGGUGGAGGAGCCGGGUGAGCGAGUGCCACCCCUGCACUGCACUGACGUGACGUAGGUGCUCAUGGGUGGUGCAGGUGAGGAGGACGACGUGUUGUCUGGUGUGGGUGUUGAUGCGGCGGGUGUGAGUGCGGCGAUGGGUGUGGGUGAGGUCAUGAUGCAGAACCACUUCACCAUGGCGUACGUGGCGCUGCUCAUCGGAUGCAUCGCACACAAAGACACACAGGUAGCAGCAGACGGCGAACCGAACCGAACCGAACCAUUGCCUGCACACCUCUCACUCGUGUGGAUGGAUGGCUGGUGGCUGCAGGUGUACAGGACCACCAUCAGUCGCCACGUCAAACCCGACACCCUGCUGCACACGCUGCGGCUUUUCGUGGUCUUCCAAGACAAGGCCGCCCUCCUGACCCUCCCACACCUGCUCGCCAUCAAGUGCGUCAUGACCUCCAUCGCAACACACAUCCAGCAAGGUGGUCACGGCGGCCAAGCGGCACACGACAGCACCAUGGAAGACACUGCACCACCACCACCACCUGGCCCACAGCCCCCACCCAUUCUCACCAGACACCAGCAGCAGCAGCAGCAGCAGGAUCCUGCCCUGCCCCUCCCACCCUCUCCCCCUCCCAAGCCCCCUCUCCGUGCGUCAUGUAAUGAAGAAAUGGCAGCAGCGGCUUGCGUGUCACAAGACGCCAACAUGAUGAUGGUGGACAGCACCGACACACCAGUGGAGGAGCAACAGCCCAACAACAAGCCAACCAACCACCUCAACCACCCCCUCCCCAGCCCACCGUCGCCCGAGGGCAAGGCCAAGUCACGCCGGCAGUCGUCACGCGACAGGCGCGCGAGCCCAUCGACAGGCGAGGGAUGGACCUCGCCCCUGCUGCCGCCUGCUGCCCCACCACCACCACCACUACCACCACGCAAGGGUGGUGGUCUGCCUGUUCCAAGCCCACCCAUUUGGGCCCAGAGGGGCAAUGUGGAUGUGAGUAUGGACGCCGGUGCUGAUGUGGAUGCGCCUCGGCUGAAGCGGCGGUCGUCGAGACAAAGGGCCGAGGGGGUGGCUGCCGUGAAUGGGUGAUGGGUUAACUGGGUGGGGUUGGCACAGGGAAGGUACACACACAUUCAUUAGGUGUAGCUGACCGAUCUCGGUUUUGCCUUUUCUGCCGAUGUAGUUGUAGCCAUGGGUGGGGAUGGGGACACACAACACACACACACACAUGGGAG